GGGCCGGAAUUGGGGGUGAAGCUCCAGCGUUGUGCCCACAUUUGGGGCGCGCGGAGCUGAGGGGUCCCCGGGGGGCGCCCGGAGCUAAGAUGGCGUCCGCAGCCGAGGGGGACGUGGGAGCGGCGGCGGAGCUGGCGACGGUGCUGCGGGGUGGUUUCCAGAACCUGAGCCUUAACAAGUUGGCGACGUCCCUGGGCGCGUCAGAACAGGCGCUGCGGCUCAUCAUCUCCAUCUUCCUAGGUUACCCUUUGGCUUUGUUUUACCGGCAUUACCUUUUCUACAAGGACAGCUACCUCAUCCACCUCUUCCACGCCUUUACAGGCCUCUCAAUUGCUUAUUAUAACUUCGGAAUCCAGCUCUACCACUCCCUGCUAUGCGUCCUGCUUCAGUUCCUCAUCCUCCGGCUGAUGGGCCGCACCAUCACUGCCGUCCUCACUACCUUUUGCUUCCAGAUGGCCUACCUUCUUGCCGGAUACUAUUACACAGCCACUGGCAACUAUGAUAUCAAGUGGACAAUGCCACAUUGUGUCCUGACCUUGAAGCUGAUCGGUCUCGUCAUCGACUACUAUGACGGAGGGAAAGAUCAAAAAUCCCUGUCCUCUGAGCAACAGAAGUACGCCAUACGGGGUGUCCCUUCCCUGCUGGAGGUUGCUGGCUUCUCCUACUUCUAUGGGGCCUUCUUGGUGGGGCCCCAGUUCUCAAUGAACCACUACAUGAAGCUGGUGCAGGGACAGCUGACUGACCUACCAGGCAAGAUACCAAACAGCACCGUACCUGCUCUCAAGCGCCUGAGUCUGGGCCUUGUCUACCUAGUGGGCUACACCCUGCUCAGCCAGCACAUCACAGAAGACUAUCUCCUCACUGACGACUACGAAAACCGCAGCUUCUGGUUCCGCUGCCUGUACAUGCUGGUCUGGGGCAAGGUUGUGCUGUACAAAUACGUCGCCUGUUGGCUGGUCACGGAAGGCGUGUGCAUCCUGACGGGGCUGGGCUUCCACGGCCUUGACGAGCUCGGGAGGGCCAAGUGGGACACCUGCGCCAACAUGAAGGUGUGGCUCUUUGAGACAGACCCCCGCUUCACGGGCACCAUCGCCUCUUUCAACAUCAACACCAACGCCUGGGUGGCCCGUUACUUCUUCAAACGACUCAGGUUCCUUGGAAAUAAACAACUGUCCCAGGGCCUCUCCCUGCUAUUCUUGUCCCUCUGGCACGGCCUCCACUCAGGGUACCUGGUCUGCUUUCAGAUGGAAUUCCUCAUCGUCAUUGUGGAAAGACAGGCUGCCAGCCUGAUUCAAGACAGCCCAGCCCUGAGCAGCCUGGCCUCCGUCAGGGUCCUGCAGCCCCUCUACUAUCUGGUGCAGCAGACCAUCCACUGGCUCUUCAUGGGUUACUCGAUGACUGCCUUCUGCCUCUUCACCUGGGACAAAUGGCUGAAGGUGGCCCAGAGCAGGACUGGUGCAGAAAAGACUCGCCUCCCUUUCCACAGCACUCCUUCGUCCCAGAGCACAGAGAACCAGAAGCCAGGGUGCGGGAAGACGGGGCUCCCCCAGCUGUGCCUCCGCUGCCGGCCAUGUCUCCAUCUGGGGCCAAAGGGGAGACUCUCGUGGGAGGAGUAGAGGGGCCCGUUGUCUCCCCUCUGGGCUCCCCCAUGCACGUUGCCUUAUCUCUCCCCCUCUAGCCAGGAAUCUGUUGUGGUUUUCUUCUGCCAGUUUAUUAUGAUGAUUGUAUAUGUGCCGCUACCUCCGCCCCCCCAUGGGGGGAGGGGAGGGGCACAGCCCCACCUGCUCCACUUUUCUACCUAGGAUUGUACCAGAUAAAGUCACCUCAGUGUGUUGUUUUUCA
Messenger RNA from Lagenorhynchus albirostris (white-beaked dolphin), 1842 nucleotides. RefSeq names its product lysophosphatidylcholine acyltransferase 3 (gene LPCAT3). NCBI's taxonomy places the organism in Eukaryota, Metazoa, Chordata, Mammalia, Artiodactyla, Delphinidae. Gene Ontology annotation, cellular component: membrane. The coding region runs from base 90 to 1616 and encodes 508 amino acids. Gene Ontology annotation, molecular function: 1-acylglycerophosphocholine O-acyltransferase activity; lysophospholipid acyltransferase activity. The record is from RefSeq and is a predicted model, not a curated record. The transcript is spliced from 12 exons. Gene Ontology annotation, biological process: lipid modification; phosphatidylcholine biosynthetic process.